This is a messenger RNA of Felis catus (domestic cat), 4721 nucleotides long. RefSeq names its product solute carrier family 26 member 9 (gene SLC26A9). Gene Ontology annotation, cellular component: membrane. The record is from RefSeq and is a predicted model, not a curated record. Gene Ontology annotation, biological process: transmembrane transport. Gene Ontology annotation, molecular function: oxalate transmembrane transporter activity; chloride transmembrane transporter activity; sulfate transmembrane transporter activity. The transcript is spliced from 20 exons. NCBI's taxonomy places the organism in Eukaryota, Metazoa, Chordata, Mammalia, Carnivora, Felidae. Bases 211 to 2586 code for a protein of 791 amino acids.
GGGAAGGAAGGCCACCAGAAGAAGUGAGUCUGGUGGAAAGACCUGAAAGAGGGAAGGGAGGCACCUUGCUGGAUGGGGGCGGGGAAGAGACCAGAAUAAAACCCUGCUGUGGCCAGAACUAGAGAGAGAAAGCCAGAGCUGGCACUGGAGAGAGAUGCCCCCUCAUCUUCCCCUCCUCUGCCUCUCCCAAAGCUUGUAAAUGCCCCAGACAUGAGCCAGCCCAGGCCCCGCUACGUGGUAGACAGAGCCGCGUACUCUCUCACCCUCUUUGAUGAUGAGUUUGAGAAGAAGGACCGGACAUACCCACUGGGAGAGAAACUUCGCAAUGCCUUCAGAUGUUCCACGGCCAAGAUCAAAGCCGCAGUGUUUGGGCUGCUCCCCGUGCUCUCCUGGCUCCCCAAGUACAAGAUCAAAGACUACAUCGUCCCCGACCUGCUGGGCGGACUCAGCGGUGGAUCCAUCCAGGUCCCGCAAGGCAUGGCAUUUGCUCUGCUGGCCAACCUUCCUGCAGUCAACGGCCUCUACUCCUCCUUCUUCCCCCUCCUCACCUACUUCUUCCUGGGGGGUAUACACCAGAUGGUGCCAGGUACCUUUGCCGUUAUCAGCAUCCUGGUGGGUAACAUCUGUCUGCAGCUGGCCCCAGAGUCGAAAUUCUGGGUCUUCAACAACGCCACCAACAAGAGCUACGUGGACACGGCAGCCAUGGAGGCUGAGAGGCUGCACGUGUCAGCAACCCUGGCCUGCCUGACUGCCAUCAUCCAGAUGGGCCUGGGCUUCGUGCAGUUCGGCUUUGUGGCCAUCUACCUCUCCGAGUCCUUCGUCCGGGGCUUCAUGACGGCAGCCGGCCUGCAGAUCCUGAUCUCGGUGCUCAAGUACAUCUUUGGACUGACCAUCCCGUCCUACACGGGCCCGGGGGCCAUUGUCUUUACCUUCAUUGACAUUUGCAAAAACCUCCCCCACACCAACAUCGCCUCGCUCAUCUUCGCCCUCAUCAGUGGCGUCUUCCUGGUGCUGGUGAAGGAGCUCAAUGCUCGCUACAUGCACAAGAUCCGCUUCCCCAUCCCUACAGAGAUGAUUGUGGUGGUGGUGGCAACAGCUAUCUCCGGGGGCUGUAAGAUGCCCAAAAAGUAUCACAUGCAGAUCGUGGGACAGAUCCAACAAGGGUUCCCCACUCCCGUGUCACCUGUGGUUUCACAGUGGAAGGACAUGAUGGGCACGGCCUUCUCACUGGCCAUCGUGGGCUACGUCAUCAACCUGGCUGUGGGCCGGACCCUGGCCAGCAAGCACGGCUAUGACGUGGAUUCUAACCAGGAGAUGAUCGCCUUGGGCUGCAGCAACUUCUUUGGCUCCUUCUUUAAAAUCCAUGUCAUUUGCUGUGCCCUCUCUGUCACUCUGGCAGUGGAUGGAGCUGGAGGAAAAUCCCAGGUGGCAAGCCUGUGUGUGUCCCUGGUAGUGAUGAUCACCAUGCUGGUCCUGGGGUCCUAUCUAUACCCUCUCCCCAAGUCUGUGCUAGGAGCACUGAUAGCUGUCAACCUCAAGAACUCCCUCAAGCAACUCGCUGACCCCUAUUACCUGUGGAAGAAGAACAAGCUGGACUGCUGUGUCUGGAUGGUGAGCUUCCUCUCCUCGUUCUUUCUGAGUCUUCCCUACGGUGUGGCCGUGGGUGUCGCCUUCUCCGCCCUGGUUGUGGUCUUCCAGACUCAGUUUCGAAAUGGCUAUGCUUUGGCCCAGGCCAUGGACACUGACAUUUAUGUGAAUCCCAAAACCUACAAUAGGGUCCAGGAAAUUGAGGGGGUUAAGAUUGUCACUUACUGCUCCCCUCUCUACUUUGCCAAUUCAGAGAUCUUCAGGCAAAAGGUCAUUGCCAAGACAGGUGUGGACCCCCAGAAAGUACUGCUGGCCAAGCAAAAAUACCUCCGGAAGCAGGAGAAGGGGAGAAUGAUGCCCACACAGCAGAGGAAGUCUCUGUUUAUGAAAACCAAGACUGUCUCCCUACAGGAGCUCCAGCAGGACUUUGAGAACACCACCCCAACCGACCCCAACAACAACCAGACUUCUGCUAAUGGUGCCAGCGUGUCCUACAUCACCUUCAGCCCCGACAGCUCCCCAGCUGCCCCUUGUGAGCCAUCGGCCUCCGCCGAGACCCCCAGUGAGCCCAGUGACAUGCUGGCCAGCGUCCCACCCUUUGUCACCUUCCACACCAUCAUCCUUGACAUGAGUGGGGUCAGCUUUGUGGACUUGAUGGGCAUCAAAGCCCUGGGCAAGCUGAGCUCCACCUACGGGAAGAUCGGCGUGAAGGUCUUCUUGGUGAACAUCCACGCCCAGGUGUACAACGACAUCAGCCAUGGAGGUGUCUUUGAAGAUGGGUGUCUAGAGCGCAAUCACGUCUUUCCCAGUAUACAUGAUGCUGUCCUCUUCGCCCAGGCAACUGCCAGAGAAGUGGCCCCAGGACGUGACUUCCAAGGGGCUUCCGUGGACCCUGGGCUGUCCUUAUAUGAUUCAGAAGAGGACAGCCCCAGCUACUGGGACUUAGAGCAGGAAAUGUUCGGGAGUAUGUUUCAUGCAGAGACCCUGACUGCCCUGUGAGGGCCCAGCCAGCCCCCACACUGCCUCCAGAGUGCGUGGCAUCUGGGACUCCAAGAAGGAAGAGCCUGGGGUCACAAAGAGUGACCGGUAGAGGAGAAUACGUCCACCAGGACCUGAGCUCCUCCCUCCCCUCCCCCUCCUCCUCCUCUCUCCCUCCCCUGCCCCCCUCCUGGCAUCUCUGGAGUCAGCCAAUCUCAACAGGAAGGAGAGCCACCUCUUCACCCUCCGGCUGACUCUCAGGGCCCUGGCCGGAAGGAGAAAGUCUCCUGCUCACCUUACCGCACCCACCCAUGCCCAGCCCAAGGCAACUGAUGGGGAACCCCCCCACCCCGACUGCCGACUUCUAAGUGUGAGCCAAGAACAGAAGGGAAAGUACGACCCUGCUGACCUAGGGUGCAAAAGCCCUCGGGUCUGCACAGCUUGGUGUCAGAUGGUGUCGAGCUGUCACCAGACACGGAGCUGAACUUGCUUAGGACUCUGAGGCUUGUCCCCUCCAGCUGCCCCAGCUCUGUCCCUGGAGGAUCUGCACUCCUGGGACCACGUGCUCCCUACAGCCCGGAAUCUCCAUCUUCAUCACUGCGUCCCCUUCCUCCUCAUCUCAAGGCUGCUGGGAGCUCCACUGCUAUUCAGCACUUCAGACUCGAGGCUGGGGGUUGGCCCCCUCAGGGCCACCAGAGCUACCUCUCCAGGGGCAGCCCACCAAUGUAGCUGCGCCAGCCUCUGAAACACGAUCACUUCCCGUGCCUUCAGGGCCGGUUCCCUUCCACUUGAGGCUGGGUAGGAAUCUACAAAGGACAGGGUGGGUAGCUACCAGAAUCCUCUGGCAACAUAGUAACAGGUACCAGUUGUUCUGUAUAAGUACUUUUUGGAAUCCUUCUUUGUACAGAGACUGGAGGGGGAGGGGUGCUAGUGCCAACCCAGGGCCAACUGGUGGGACCUGAGCCCCGACGGUCCCCCUGACUUCAGAAAUGCCUCCCCCUGCUUAGGAAGUUUGCCUUGUGUUUUUUUCACUUGGCAAAGAGACAAAGAUUUUAACUCUCCCUUCUCAGCUUGGGGCCUGAAGCCUUCAGCCAGGCAAGGGAGGAAGCUCCCCAAGGGCCAGCCACAUCACCCCACUGGGUGCAGAAUGUGGCAAAGGGCUGAUCCAGAUUGGGUCUUCCUCCGCGGGGUCCCUUAAUAAACUCAGGACCGGAGGUCAUCCCCUUCUAGGGCAGAUGAGAAGAGGGGUACAUUUUCCAUGUAUGUGAGGAGGUCAUAGAGGAACCUGACUGUUGACUUGAAAAUAAAUAGAUUGCACGUGCAAGUGUCUGGGGAAAUUUCCAUGGAAAUGCACAGAAAACCUUUCGGCCUUCUCCCCACUGCCUCUCUCAAGCUCCUUCAACUCAAUGACCCUGCCCAACAGGUUGGGCUGGCCCAGCCUGAAAAAAACUUCCCAAUUCCUAACUUCAGCCUGACCUGUGUUGUGUGUCUGUGUGUUGAGUGAGCCGGUCAGCUAGCGAGUCUUUUUAGAGUUAAAGGAGAAGGUGCUGGCAAAGAGCCAACAGAUUCUUGGCCUUCAAGCACUGCUUCUCUGUGAUUUCAUUAUGCCAUCUGGCUGCCAAUGGAACUCAAAAUUUGGAAGGCGGAAGACAAUGUUAUCUGGGAUUCACCGUGCCCAGCACCCGAAGUGCCAAAUUCCAGGAGGACAAGAAUUUUAGCCAAUGACAACUCACCCUCCCCUACUCCACCUCCUUCAAAGUCCAACUGGGGCCCAGGAGGUGGGGGAAGGUCACAGAGCCUCGAGACACCCCAAGUAGAGGGGUCCUUUGAACCAAGUGUCUAGACGGUGGAGGUAAAAUUGGAAACACAUGGGGGAGAGGGAGACAUUGAAGAAAACUUCACCGUUGGAAUACUUUGAAAAGAACACAAGCAAAUUCAAACAGACCACUCUCUGGACACGAGUGAGGCAGAAAAGGAGGGCAAGGUGAUGAAAUAAUCCAGAAUUUCAAUACUUUUGAAUGUUCUUAGUGAUACUGACUUGUGAUGAUGGGGUUCCCAGGGAAGACCGGGGACUCGAGAUGUUUGUGUAAUUUAUUUAAUUUAAACAGCAUUCUCCUUUUGUUCAUUUUGGUAAUAAAGUGGUUUUGAAAUGUGAA